CCCACAACAACACGCAUUCAGUCAAUACAGACCAAACUUUUAACUCAAAAAAAAAACUCGCAACAUGUUCAAGUUGGUGGUAUUGUCUGCUCUGCUCGCCGUAGCUGCUGCCCGUCCCGGUCAUCUGUACGAAUCGCCUGUGGUAUAUGCCGCCUCCGCUCCGGCCGCCACAAUUGUCCAGGAGCACGCUCUGGCCAAGGUUGGCGCCAUCGUGAAGAGUGUGCCCACAUCUGUCUCCCAUCAGAGCCAUUCGGUGGUGCACAGCUCCGCUCAUGUUGUCGAGGAUGUGGUUGCGCCCGUGGUCAAAUCGACGCCCGUCGUUAGCUAUUCGGCUGCUGCGCCAGUGUUGCACAGCACCUAUGCUGCUGCCGCGCCAGUGUUGCACAGCACCUAUGCUGCUGCCGCGCCAGUGUUGCACAGCACCUAUGCUGCUGCUGCGCCAGUGUUGCACAGCAGCUAUGCUCAAAUUGCCGCUGCCUCGCCGCUGACCUACACCGCGACAGGAGUGUGGUAAAGGAAACCAUCCGCAGGACUCAACCGAUGCGCAGUGGGACGUGCAUUUCGUUGGACGGCUUUGUGAUACGAAUUUGAAUAAAUAAAUACAUUUUGCUUCGAAUAUCGAUCGAGUAUUAACUCAUUUUUUUCGCUUGCCCGUGUCCUUGU
Drosophila montana is the source of this 663-nucleotide messenger RNA. RefSeq names its product pupal cuticle protein G1A. The transcript has a single exon. The record is from RefSeq and is a predicted model, not a curated record. NCBI's taxonomy places the organism in Eukaryota, Metazoa, Arthropoda, Insecta, Diptera, Drosophilidae. The coding region runs from base 65 to 514 and encodes 149 amino acids.